Molecule: messenger RNA, 3277 nt
Organism: Elgaria multicarinata webbii
Lineage: Eukaryota; Metazoa; Chordata; Lepidosauria; Squamata; Anguidae
Gene: TNPO3
Product: transportin 3
Exons: 23
Coding region: 16-2964 (982 amino acids)
Biological process (GO): protein import into nucleus
Cellular component (GO): cytoplasm
Source: RefSeq, a predicted model, not a curated record
GCAGGCGGCGGCGGGAUGGAUCCUGGCGGGGGCGGCGGCGGCGGCAGCGGCGGAGGAGGCGGAGGAGGCCCCGGGCCCGGCGGCGGCGGGGGCGGCGGCGGCGGGGGCCCCGCCAAGCCCAGCCUGCAAGUGGUCUACCAGGCCGUGCAGGCGCUCUACCACGACCCGGACCCCAGCGGCAAGGAGCGCGCCAGCCUCUGGCUCGGGGAGCUCCAGCGAUCGGUUCACGCCUGGGAGAUCUCGGAUCAGUUGCUGCAGAUCCGACAGGAUGUGGAAUCGUGCUACUUUGCAGCCCAAACCAUGAAGAUGAAAAUCCAGACCUCGUUCUAUGAGCUCCCCACGGACUCGCACGUCUCUCUGCGGGACUCGCUGCUUUCCCACAUCCAGAACUUGAAAGACAUGUCCCCCGUCAUCGUCACCCAGCUUGCAUUAGCCAUAGCAGACCUUGCCCUACAGAUGGCUUCUUGGAAGGGCUGCGUACACACACUGGUGGAAAAGUACAAUAACGACGUGACAUCACUGCCCUUCUUACUGGAGAUCCUGACGGUGCUGCCGGAAGAAGUCCACAGCCGUUCCUUGCGCAUCGGAGCGAAUCGCCGCACGGAGAUCAUCGAAGACCUGGCUUACUACUCCAGCACGGUGGUCUCUCUGCUGGUGACCUGCGUGGAGAAGGCCGGCAAUGACGAGAAGGUGCUCAUCAAGAUCUUUCGCUGCCUGGGGAGCUGGUUCAACCUGGGGGUCCUGGACAGCACCUUCAUGGCCAACAGCAAGUUACUGUCGCUGCUCUUUGAGGUUCUGCAACAGGACAAGACGUCGUCGAACCUGCACGAAGCGGCCUCAGACUGCGUCUGCUCCGCCCUCUACGCCAUCGAGAACGUGGAGACCAACCUGCCGCUGGCGCUGCAGCUGUUCCAGGGGGUCCUGACCCUGGAGACGGCGUACCACAUGGCCGUGGCCCGCGAGGAUUUGGACAAGGUUCUCAAUUACUGCCGGAUCUUCACUGAACUCUGUGAGACCUUUCUGGAUAAAAUCGUGUGUACUCCGGGCCACGGCUUGGGAGACCUGCGGACCAUAGAGCUGCUCUUGAUCUGCGCAGGCCACCCACAGUACGAGGUGGUAGAAAUUUCCUUCAACUUCUGGUACCGGCUGGGGGAGCACCUUUACAAGACGGAGGACGCCGUCAUCCACAGCAUUUUCAAGGCCUACAUUCAGAGGCUCCUUCAUGCACUGGCUCGGCACUGUCAGCUGGAUCCGGACCACGAAGGGAUCCCCGAGGAGACAGACGACUUCGGGGAGUUCCGGAUGAGGGUGUCGGACCUCGUGAAGGACUUGAUCUUCCUGGUCGGCUCUGUGGAAUGUUUUGCCCAGCUUUACGCAACCCUGAAAGAGGGCAACCCUCCCUGGGAAGUGACGGAAGCCGUUCUCUUCAUCAUGGCUUCGAUAGCCAAGAGCGUGGAUCAGGAGAACAACCCGACGCUGGUGGAGGUGCUGGACGGGGUGGUGCGCCUCCCCGAAUCGGUGCACACGGCGGUCCGCUACACGAGCAUCGAGCUGGUGGGCGAAAUGAGCGAAGUGGUGGACAGGAACCCCCAGUUCCUAGAUCCCGUGCUCGGCUACCUGAUGAAGGGCCUGUGCGAGAAGUCACUGGCCUCGGUGGCAGCCAAAGCCAUCCACAACAUUUGCUCGGUGUGCCGCGACCACAUGGCCCAGCACUUCAACGGCUUGCUGGAAAUCGCCCGUUCGCUGGACUCCUUCAUGCUCUCGCCGGAAGCUGCGGUGGGACUCCUGAAAGGGACUGCGUUGGUGCUGGCCAGGCUGCCCCUGGAGAAGAUCUCCGCGUGUCUCAGCGAACUUUGUGCCGUUCAGGUGAUGGCGCUGAAAAAGCUGCUCUCUCAGGAGCCAAGCAACGGCCUCUCCUCAGACCCCACUGUGCCCCUAGAUCGCCUCGCUGUUAUAUUUAGGCAUACCAACCCUAUUGUAGAAAAUGGACAGACCCACCCGUGCCAAAAAGUCAUCCAGGAGGUAGGUCCCCUCCUCACUCCAGAGGGUCCGCAGAGAGAGCCGACGAUGGCAGCUUGGCUCGCUUGCCUGAGCCACCAGAUCUGGCCCGUCCUGUCGGAGACCCUGAACAAGCACCGUGCCGAUAACCGCAUUGUGGAGCGCUGCUGCCGAUGCCUGCGCUUCGCUGUCCGCUGCGUGGGCAAAGGGUCGGCGGCGCUCCUGCAGCCUCUGGUCACUCAGCUUCCUUGGCAGAUGGUGAGCGUCUACCAGGAGCACCAGCACUCCUGCUUCCUGUACCUGGGCAGCAUCCUGGUGGACGAGUACGGGAUGGAGGAGGGCUGUCGGCAGGGGCUGCUGGAUAUGCUGCAGGCGCUCUGCGUCCCCACGUUCAGGCUCGUUGAGCAACCCAACGGCCUCCAGAACCAUCCGGACACGGUGGACGACCUCUUCCGGCUGGCGACCAGGUUCAUCCAGCGCAGCCCCGUGACGCUGCUCCGCAGCCAAGUGAUCCUGCCCAUCCUGCAGUGGGCCAUUGCGGCCACCGCCCUGGACCACCGCGAUGCCAACUGCAGCGUCAUGAAGUUCCUGCGGGACCUUGUCCACACGGGCGUGGCCAAUGACCAUGAAGAGGACUUUGAGGCGCGGAAGGAGCUCAUUGGGCAGGUGAUGACGCAGCUGGGCCAGCAACUGGUGAGCCAGCUCUUGCACACCAGCUGCUUCUGCCUGCCGCCUUACACCCUGCCAGACGUGGCAGAGGUCCUGUGGGAGAUCAUGCAGGUCGACAGGCCGACCUUCUGCCGUUGGUUGGAGAACUCGCUGAAGGGCUUACCAAAGGAAACGUCGGGGGGAGCCGUACAGGUGACGCACAAGCAGCUGACAGACUUCCACAAGCAGGUCACGAGCGCUGAGGAGUGCAAACAGGUUUGCUGGGCUCUGAGGGACUUCACCAGACUGUUCCGGUAGCCUGCGCCUCCUUCACUCUGCCUGUCUCCCAGGAAUGUCUUAUUUUCAGAAGAGGAAAUAAAACAACCAAGACGGUGUCCCACAACCAGCAAACUUCAUUGCGGCCGAGGGCUCUGACUCGCUCUGGUGUGUCCCGCCAAUCCGGAAGAGACACUUCGCCGCGAGAACGAGUCGGUGAAGUUCCUGCUUGUGAGUGAGAGAGAGAGAGAGAGAGAGAGAGAGAUAAAACGCGGAAAAAAAAACCACCCAAGGGCGCAACGUAUCUGCGACCAUCGAUGGCUGCAACUGACCUACGGCAUCGCGGGGGGGGCGG